Maudiozyma barnettii is the source of this 312-nucleotide messenger RNA. It is a transcript of the gene MIC12, whose product is annotated as Mic12p. The record is from RefSeq and is a predicted model, not a curated record. Bases 1 to 312 code for a protein of 103 amino acids. NCBI's taxonomy places the organism in Eukaryota, Fungi, Ascomycota, Saccharomycetes, Saccharomycetales, Saccharomycetaceae. The transcript has a single exon.
AUGGGUGUUGUAGUUAGAUUUCUUUCGUUCUCUGCUGUGACAGGUGCCAUUGCUACAUCAUACUAUAUGUAUUUUGUUAGGGAAAAUGGCUAUUUUUAUAACAAAUCCAUGUUGAAACAAAUUAAUGAUAAAGUUCAAGACGUUGUGGAACAGAGAGGUAACGUAGAGACUGUAUUUCAAGAAAGAAUUGAAAUGUUGAAGGAUAAGACCGCAAGAGAUCUCAAUAUUAGAUCACAAAGUGAAAUGUUUAAAGAUUUAUGGAAUCAACAGAUUAGAGAUACUGUUUCAUGGAUAUAUUCAUGGGGGAGGUGA